CUCUCCCCCUCUCUCUCUCUCUGUGUCACCGCCGCGGCCGCAGGACGAUAAGCUAACUAACUAGCUCUGCUUCGGGAGAAACUGUGAAUUAGCUCUGAGCUACAUGGGCUAAUACUGGAGAGCCUGUUAGCCCAGCGCCGCACAUUACUUCGUGUUUCUCGCCUGCCAUGUGACCGUCUGUCGGAUACCCUAACCCUGGAUAUCUCACUGGGAGCAUUUUGAGUUGUUUUGUGAGAGUUGGGAAGGUCGAGAUCUCGCCGGGAAUAACUUUGGCCUGAAAGUUUGUGGAGCCCGCAGCUGGUUUCACAGCCAGAGGAAACAUCUCCGCCACGAAGAGACAAGAAACAGGCGUCGACCCCGCGUUAUGAAAACAACGCCGGACACACAUUUGUAGUAGAUUUUGGCGACAGUCGGGUCUUUCUCCGCUCCUGCGUUAAGUUAGUCAGCGACCCCACAGGUUAGCACGCUAGCCCCCCUGAUUGAACCUCAGUAACUUUUCUUCCAGCUAGCCCGAGGAGCUAGCUCUCGGCUCUCCGUCGACGCUCGUCAAUACUGGGGACUGACUGUGUUCACACCGAGGCCCGAAGCUCAACGAGACGUUUCGCUGUUUCCUGUUUUGUGCUUGUUGACAAACAUGGGACGUGCGAUUGCUGCUAGCUAGUUCGUGGCUAGCUGGCUGACUCCGCUGAUGUGAGAUUCAACUUGUUGAUUCACGGGCUGUCUGUGUCUGUCUGUGCUGCUGCUAGCUGCUAGCACUGGACAUCUGUCGGAAAGUCCCCUCUGCCAUAAACUACACAGGUUUUAAAUGCACAGUAGACACUGAAGAAUCGUUGUUUCACUGUUGCUUUCCCCCCUUUUUUUUUUGGCAACUUCACGUCUUUCAAACAUGUCAACCAGGAUCCCACUGGUGCAAGUCAUUGAAAACUCGACCGGCCAGGAGUCAAAGUCAUCUGGCCGUUCCAGCAUGCCGCGAUGUCGGAACUCCGUCGCCACGACCACAUCAGAUGACCAGCCGCACAUUGGUAACUAUCGGUUGCUAAAAACCAUCGGCAAAGGCAACUUCGCCAAGGUCAAACUGGCGUGGCUGUAAAGAUCAUUGAUAAGACACAGCUCAACUCCUCCAGUUUGCAGAAGCUCUUCCGGGAGGUGAGGAUCAUGAAGAUGUUAAAUCACCCCAACAUAGGAGAAGUCUUUGAUUACUUGGUGGCCCAUGGCAGGAUGAAGGAGAAAGAAGCCCGUGCCAAAUUCAGACAGAUUGUGUCAGCGGUGCAGUAUUGCCAUCAGAAGUGUAUAGUACACAGAGACCUCAAGGCAGAGAACCUGCUGCUGGACGCAGACAUGAACAUCAAGAUAGCAGAUUUUGGCUUUAGUAAUGAGUUCACUCUGGGGAACAAGCUUGACACGUUCUGCGGCUCUCCACCCUACGCUGCCCCAGAGCUCUUCCAGGGCAAGAAGUACGACGGGCCCGAGGUGGACGUCUGGAGCCUGGGGGUGAUCCUCUACACGCUGGUCAGCGGCUCGCUGCCCUUCGAUGGACAGAACCUCAAGGAACUAAGAGAGCGCGUGCUGCGUGGUAAAUACAGGAUUCCUUUCUACAUGUCUACGGACUGUGAGAACUUGCUCAAAAAGUUUCUCAUCCUGAACCCCUCCAAAAGAGGCAGCCUCGAGCAGCAGAUAAUGAGGGACCGGUGGAUGAAUGUGGGCUACGAGGAGGAAGAACUCAAACCCUACAUCGAACCACAGCCAGAUUAUAAGGACCCCAGGAGGACAGACAUCAUGCUGCAGAUGGGAUUCUCUCAGGAGGAGAUCCAGGACUCGCUGGUGAACCAGAAGUACAAUGAUGUGAUGGCUGCCUAUCUGCUACUGGAUUAUAGGAACUCUGAGCUGGACGAAGGUUGCAUCAAGCCCCGGCCAGGAAGUGAUGUAAGCAACAUAAACGCCCCCUCCCCGCCUCACAAGGUACAGCGCAGUGUGUCAUCCAACCAGAAGCCUCAGAACCGCAGAGCCACCGACCAGGGCUCCUCCUACUCUAAGAGGGGAGGUCAAGCAGAUAACCGGACUGCAGCGGAGGAUUCUGGGAGGAAAGGUUCAUCAGGCAGCUCCACUACCAAGGUGCCGGCCAGCCCUCUGGUCUCCUCUGACCGCAAGAAGAGCGCCACGCCCUCCACCAAUAGCAUCCUGUCCACCGGUACUGGUCGCAGUCGGAACUCUCCUCUGACUGAGAGAGCCACGCUGGGCCAGGGCGUCCAGAACGGCAAGGACAGCCUAAACACUCCGGGCUCCCGCGCCUCCACUGCCUCGGCCGCUGCCGUCCUCUCCUCCUCCUCCUCCUCCUCCACCUCGCGUUCCCGCCACCACAAGUCCCUGUCCUCCUCCAAUCAUCCAUGCCCCUCUGACCUGCACGCACCACGGCCCAGCGCCCCACCUCAGCGGGCGCCCGGUGCCUCCCCAUCUGCCCACAACAUCAGCAGCGCUGCCGUGUCAGACCGUCCCAACUUCUCCCGAGGGGUGGGCAUCCGCAGCACAUUCCACGCAGGCCAGCAGCGGGGUGCCAGGGACCAGCAGGGCUCCGCCUACCCCGGCGGGCCCGCGUCCCCGUCUCUGUCACAUGGCAACAGCCAGGCCCGGAGGACACACGGUGCAACAGGGAUUUUCAGCAAGUUCACAUCCAAGUUUGUACGCAGUCCGUAUGAGGGAGAGGGUCGGGAUGAGGGGAGCAGGUCUAUGCUGAGCAGUACAGUGGACAAGUCCGAGAAGACGUCUGGUGGUGUUCUCUCCUCCUCUUCCAACAACGAUGAGAACAACUCCUCUCCAGGAUCUGGUAACACUG
Morone saxatilis (striped sea-bass) is the source of this 2830-nucleotide messenger RNA. RefSeq names its product MAP/microtubule affinity-regulating kinase 2b (gene mark2b). Gene Ontology annotation, molecular function: protein serine/threonine kinase activity; tau-protein kinase activity; ATP binding. The record is from RefSeq and is a predicted model, not a curated record. Gene Ontology annotation, biological process: protein phosphorylation; intracellular signal transduction; microtubule cytoskeleton organization. Gene Ontology annotation, cellular component: cytoplasm. Lineage: Eukaryota; Metazoa; Chordata; Actinopteri; Moronidae.